UCGGUGCGUGCGUGUGGACUUGGUGUGCUUUGAGGAAGGAGGGAAGUACUGGAGAUCCUGUUCAGUUGUCACGCACGGGGUGUGUAGGUUGCCACGAGGAGGCAUGAUUGUGAACGGUCUCUCCCUGUGCUACAGCAACAAACUCAUCUUGGCCCCCAUGGUUCGGGUCGGGACUCUGCCGAUGAGGCUGCUGGCCCUGGACUAUGGCGCAGACAUCGUAUAUUGUGAGGAGCUGAUUGACCUCAAGAUGCUUCAGUGCAAGAGAGUUGUGAAUGAGGUGCUCAGCACCAUUGACUUUGUUGCCCCCGAUGAACGCGUGGUCUUCCGAACCUGUGAGCGAGAGCAGAGCAAGGUCGUCUUCCAAAUGGGAACGUCGGACGCGGAGCGUGCCCUAGCAGUGGCCCGGCUUGUAGAAAAUGAUGUGGCUGGUAUUGAUGUCAAUAUGGGCUGUCCAAAAGAAUAUUCCACUAAGGGAGGAAUGGGAGCUGCUCUGCUGUCUGACCCUGACAAGAUUGAGAAGAUCCUCAGCACUCUGGUUAAGGGAACAUGCAGGCCAGUGACCUGUAAGAUCCGCAUCCUGCCCACGCUGGAAGAAACCCUGAGACUGGUGAAGCGGAUAGAGAGGACAGGCAUUGCUGCCAUCACGGUCCACGGGAGGAAGCGGGAGGAGCGACCUCAGCACCCCGUCAGCUGUGAAACCAUCAGAGCCAUUGCCAAGAGCCUGUCCAUCCCUGUCAUUGCCAAUGGCGGAUCUCAUGACCACAUCCAAGAGUAUUCGGACAUAGAGGACUUCCGCCAGGCCACGGCUGCAUCCUCAGUGAUGGUGGCCCGAGCAGCCAUGUGGAACCCAUCCAUCUUUCUCCCAGAGGGGCUGCGACCCCUGGAAGAGGUCAUGGAGAAGUACCUCAGAUAUGCGGUGCAGUAUGACAACCACUACACCAACACCAAGUACUGCCUGUGCCAGAUGCUACGAGAACAGCUGGAGUCACCCCAGGGAAAGUUGCUCCAUGCCUCCCAGUCUGCCCAGGAAAUCUGUGAGACCUUUGGCCUGGGUGCCUUUUAUGAGAAGACUAUAAGAGAGCAGGAUGCUCGGCGGGUUGAGCUCCGGGCUCAGACCCCUGAGGAGGCUGUUGAGCCAGCUGAAGAUAACCUUGGUGUUAUUAAGAUGGCUGUCAAGUUUGACAGAAGGGCAUAUCCACCCCAGAUCACCCCCAAGAUGUGCCUGCUGGAGUGGUGUCGGAGGGAGAAGUUGGCACAGCCCGUGUAUGAAACAACUCAGCGCCCCCUGGAUCGCCUCUUCUGCUCCAUUGUGACAGUCGCUGAGCAAAAAUACCAGUCCACCUUGUGGGAUAAAUCCAAGAAACUGGCGGAGCAGGCUGCAGCCAUCGUCUGUCUUCGGAGCCACGGCCUCCCUGAGGGUCGGCUGGGUGAGGAGAACCCUUCUUUGCAUAAGCGCAAGCGGGAGACUCCUGACCAAGACCUGGAGGACCCCAAAACCCAGGAGCCAGCCUUGCCCAGGGAGAUAUGCAAGAAGCCUUUUGUGACCUUGGGGAGUGGUGACAAAAGCCCUCUGGAAGGCCGGUGACCAUGGCCUCUCUCUGGUCACCCCUGCAGGGGACUGUAGUGUGGAAAUGAACCAGAUGCCAUAGGACAACUUGCUGGCCCUGCCUGGCACAAGUUAUGGGGUCCUGACGUGGGCCCUCCACUGGAGCUUGAACCAAGGGGGUCCCAGGGUGCCCAUCUCCCUCAGGUGGGCUGGAAACCAAGUCACAUGCUCAGCAACCUCAGUAUUUUCUUUGCAAACAGCGUUUCAAGUGUCACCUCCCCAACCUGACAUUGGUACAGUGCAAUAAAGACCCCACCCCCCAAUGCUAGGCUGAGCGGAGCUAGCCUUGGUCAGCGCCCCACAGAGACCUGU
This is a messenger RNA of Suncus etruscus (white-toothed pygmy shrew), 1918 nucleotides long. RefSeq names its product dihydrouridine synthase 2 (gene DUS2). Gene Ontology annotation, cellular component: cytoplasm. Bases 104 to 1585 code for a protein of 493 amino acids. Gene Ontology annotation, molecular function: tRNA dihydrouridine synthase activity; tRNA binding; flavin adenine dinucleotide binding. Gene Ontology annotation, biological process: tRNA dihydrouridine synthesis. NCBI's taxonomy places the organism in Eukaryota, Metazoa, Chordata, Mammalia, Eulipotyphla, Soricidae. The record is from RefSeq and is a predicted model, not a curated record. The transcript is spliced from 16 exons.